AUUUUCUUUUUCUUUUUUCUUUUUUUAUUUCGCGCGUAUACCAUACAUAUACACGUAUAUAUAUGAGCAUAUAGGAAAUCUUUCGCGCAUAAUACAAUGAACAAUACACCAACACAACAAAUAAACACCAAUAUUCCAUCAAAAUAUGCAGCUCUUAUUAAUACCGGCAAGGCUAUUGACCAAGUCAUAUCGAAAGACCAAGAACAUCCUGACCUUGUCAACGCUUUAAAUGCACCUACUUCCUCAGUUUACGCGGCUCCUUUAAUAAGUUCAAAGCGCGAGUUUUCUGAGAUAGGCAAAGUAAACAUACCAGCCCAUUUGUUCGAUAGAAUAGCCAGUAUUCAAUGUCGUACUUUCUCGGGCAUCUUUCCAGAAAUCUCUAGAGCUUGGUUAACUAUUGACAAUACGUUGUAUUUGUGGGAUUACAAUAACCCUAUGGCAGAGAUUUUCGAAUAUGCAGAUCAAGAUCAAAUUAUUUUGAGUGCUGCUCUUAUUAAAUCUAGGCCAGGACUUUUCAACGAAACUGUCAAAUAUUUGAUUGUGGUAGCAACACCAUUGCAAGUCAUUUUCAUUGCUGUCAUCAAGCCCAACCAUCUUCCAUCAGUCAGUCACAGUACACCAGAUCAUAGAAGAGUUGAAUAUAUGGCUACCAGAACAGUAGUGUCAACAGACGACGUCAAGAUUCGCUCUAUUACUGGUACAGAUGAUGGUAGAAUCUUUGUAGUCAGUCAUGAUGGUCGAUUACAUGAAAUCAUUCUUACUAGUGAUUCUGCUUAUUGGCUUCGAAGUGACUAUAUGCUUUGUAGAACACAAAGCUUUUAUGAAAAACUUGUCCCAGCACUAGCCCAACCUUUAAUUGGACUUGAUAGACAUCCUCGCGUCAAAUCAAUUGCUGUGGAUAAUGAACGCCAAGUAUUGUACUUGCUUUGCGAAAAAUCAGUCAUUGAAGUGGUUUAUUUGGGAGACGCUACAGACAAUUACAAGCCAAUCUUUAUGCAUAAAAAUAUUGUAGAAAAUGCAAUGCAGAUAUGUAGACAGCAAGUGAGAAGUGCGACUGAAAGAGACUUCCAGAUUGAGUCCAUUCAUGUGAUUUCUAAAAAGGAAUCCAAGCGUAUUCACUUGAUGGCCAUCACAAUCACUGGAUAUCGCCUUUAUUUUACACACUAUCAAGAUGGAUUCCGAACCAUGAUGAAUGUUGUAGAACGACCCAGUACAUUAGAAUUAGGACACAUUCGUAUGCCUCCAUUAGAGCGUCUUGAUGUGACUCAGAUGGCACCUACUUUUUCUAAGUCGUAUUAUGAUUGUGGUAUUUGUGUGUCAGUCAAGGCAAAAGAUGAUAUGUCAGAUUCGCUUCAAAUCACAUCCGUUGGGUUUGGCAAACUUCCAGCACCUAAACAACCUCAAAGCUCCAGUUCAGCUAUUAGAAUGACUACCAGCAUACCAACAGUGGUGAACAAUGUCAACUAUUUUGAGACAAGAGCUUUAUUGCAUCUUAAUGAAAAAGUCUGGACUAUUGUUGAACUGAACAAAGACCUUUUCGGCAAUCAUCCCAUUAAAGAAAUUUCACAGCAAUUCUCAGAUCCUCCUCGCCAAUUUGGUGUAUUGACAACUCAAUCCAUUACAUUUUACAAGAAAGAACGACCUGUUGACAUUUUGCAUCACCUUGUUCAACAACUUGCUGAUAAAUCAAAUGAUUAUUUAAAGUACACUCAGUCCUUCGUUGAACGUUACGGACAAGCAGAAUCAUGCGCCAUGUGUUUAUCUAUUAUUUGUGACAGUACAGAUCAAAAAGUAGAAGAACAAGCGACUGACCUGUAUUUUCGUUUUGGAGGCGAUCCUUCAUCUACUCAUUCAUCUCAAGUCUUGGGUAACUUUUUGGCUCGAGUAGCUGGAGAAGAAGAUGUGAUUUACAGUGGAAAGCGUGAUGGCCUUUUGUUGUAUUUUGCUCGCAUUGUUGCACCUGUUUGGAAGUUGGCACUCUUUCCUGCUGAGAAUAGUCCUGCUACAGAUACACAAAUCCAAGUUAGAUUAAAUAUCGCAAAAGAAAAUUUGCUCAAGCUAAAAAGCUUUAUGGAAAAGAAUUCCCAUAUUUAUAUAUCACCACAUAUCACGGAUCCUAGAUUCCAGGCUACCGAUAAUAGAUCACUUACUUUGAAAUUGGCUGAACAAAAAUCCAUGCACAGCAUUUAUACACUACUUGUGCAGUCUAUCGAAGCUAUUUCCUUUAUUGGGUUUGUUGUCGAAACAACACACUAUAUUGGUAUUGAAAAAUAUUUAGGCAGUGAUGUGCAAAAGGACAAAAUACACGAUUUACACUUGUGUUCCGUCCUGACAACUAUGGAAGGCCGAGAAUUAGUGCAUGAACUCACAAUAGGCACUAUUGCUCGCUUUGGAACAGGAUAUAAUCAUGCAGGAUGUCACGUCGUCAGCCAAGAACUCGAAACUAGAUGUAAAAACUUUUUUGGAUCAAGUGAUAUUUGCUUUUUUAAGGGUCUUGAAUAUCUGUAUGCAGUGGAGCAAGGAGAAUCUGAUCCUGAGAAAGAAUACGCUUUAAAAGAGUCUUUGGUGUGGUUCAAGAAAGCAGCGGAUGAAAUAACCAAGCUUAAAAGUAUCUGUAGUCAAUACAUGCGCUAUUCUUUCCAUAUAGGGAUCAUCGAAUUAGUACUGGAGCGGGCUCGUCGACUUGACCCUAAUAACCAAGGUCUUUUGGCUUUCAAAUCACCUGAAAUGCGAGACGAAAACAAUUUGGCACUCAUGUAUGCUCGUUUUGAAGCUUAUGAUUGCAUCCUCAAUGCUCUGUUAGACAUGUUUUCUUUCAGAACAAAUUCUGUGCCAGCUGAUCGCAAACCUAUUGAUGAUCCCCAUACCUAUGUUACCAAUGUGGUUAGUGUUGCUCUUUCAAGCGAUGAUGAGCUCUUCCAUUACCGACUUUAUCGAUGGUUUAGAGAAAUGGGUUGUAUGGAUGAGCUUUUGUCUGUCGAUACAAAGUAUUUGUUGUAUUACUUGCAUAACUACGAGGACGACCAAAAAGUGAAGUACAGCUUUUUAUUCCAGUACUAUAAAAACAGAGAAGACUUCUUUAGAGCCGCUAAAUAUUCGGAAGCCUUGGCUGAUCUGCCAGGUGUACCAAUGAAUGACCGUAUUGCCCAUCUGGCCAAUGCAUUGAUUGCUGCUCGUUGUGCUGAAAAGCAAGUUCAAGAUUAUCAUCAUGACUAUCUACGACACUUAAAUCAUCGCAUAGUAUGGGCACAAAUCCAAGGACGUAUGAGAGACAUUAUUUAUAGUCAAGGCGGACAAGGUGCUGCUGAAGCUGUUGAACAUUUAAAUCAGCAUUUACUUUCUCCUGAAGAAUUACAAGAAAACUUUAGACAUGUUCCACAAAUCACUCAAUUGCUUGAGGAAGUGGCUUUAAGAAAUGGACAAACUUAAGUUGCUUUCUCUCUUUUUUUCUUGCUCUUACAAACAAUAAUAAAAAAAGACAUUCUAACAAC
Molecule: messenger RNA, 3491 nt
Organism: Gilbertella persicaria
Lineage: Eukaryota; Fungi; Mucoromycota; Mucoromycetes; Mucorales; Choanephoraceae
Product: Nup133 N terminal like-domain-containing protein
Exons: 12
Coding region: 97-3429 (1110 amino acids)
Biological process (GO): protein import into nucleus; RNA export from nucleus; transcription-dependent tethering of RNA polymerase II gene DNA at nuclear periphery
Cellular component (GO): nuclear pore inner ring; nuclear pore
Molecular function (GO): structural constituent of nuclear pore
Source: RefSeq, a predicted model, not a curated record